AUGAGGGCGUACCUCGACCAGCUGCAGAGACGCUACGAACGAUACCUUCGCCUGGUGAAGGCCCUCCGACUCUUCGACGAGUACGCGUGCCUCUCCGGCGCACGGUUGAACCCUGAAAAAAGCAAAUCUCUCUGUAUCGGGGCUCCCCACACGUGCCCGCCAUCUCUGCCGCGAGCCCAGUCCGUUACCAUUCUUGGAAUCUCGUACGACGCCUCCGGCGUGGCUCCGGAGACCUGGUCCAACCUGCGUCAAGAGAUCAUAGAGAAGGCCGCUGAGGCUGGCCAUUACGACUUCCCCAUGGCUGUGCGGCGGUACCUUGUUCAGACGGUUUUCUGCGGAAGGUUGUGGCAUGUGGCCCGCGUAGCCCUCCCGCCGCGCCCCUUCAUCCUCCAAGUGCGCUCGGCGCUGUUUACCUUCUUCUGGAACAACCGCACAGAACUCGUGAGGCGCUCCCGCUUAUGCCUCCCCCGCUGUGAAGGAGGGUGGAGCUUUCCGUGCAUCGAGCUGGCAGCGCCCCUACUGGCCCUGAAGACAACCCCGGCAAUCCUUGACGACCACGACAACCCAGCACGGCCACUCACGCUCUACUUCCUCGGCGCCAAUAACCGUCUUUUGGGAGACUCUCUUCCGAGCCCUCUUCGGCCCCGAGCGGAGACGACCCCUGCAUUUUACAGGUCUACCGCGGAUCUCUUCGACAAGCUCAGCGUCCACGUGUCACGAGAAGAGAUACUCGAGGCCCCGGCGUCUAGGCUUGUUGAACGCCUAGUGGUGGCAGACCAACCCCCGCCGCCGCCGGGCACGGUGCAGCCGUACCCGUGGCUGGCAUUGAUGUCGUCCACGCUGCCGGACCACGUGCGCGACUUUGAAUGGUUAAAGGGUUGGGGUGUCCUCCCAACAAAAGACAGGCUUUUCCGCUGGGGAGUGGUACGGGACGCACAGUGCGUCAAUUGUGGUGCAAUAGAAACAAACGCGCACGUCGUGAGAAAGUGUGUACCGGCGAGGGACCUAUGGCGCGUAAUACAGCGCUCGUUUCGAGGUCUCGGGGUGGACGUAUACGUCACACAAGGCCGUUGCCCGCGGGGCGCCUUUGCGCUGCUACUAGUGGCAAUAUGUGAGUGGGUGCUGUGGCGAAACCGUUGUGUCGCGACGGCCCAGCGACAACGACGCCGCGCGUUGUGGCCGCUGUUGUGGGACAUCCGAAAAGAACUCACCGCCUACCUGGACGACCAGCGGUUCUCCCUUGGCGAACAAGAGUUCCUCCGCCGGUGGUCGUGCCGCUACCUUUGUGUGGUGAGGGGUCGCGUCAUGAUCAACUUUUUACUGUUUAAUGUGCCUUAAACUCUAGUUGAUACUACAGACCAGUCCC
This is a messenger RNA of Ixodes scapularis (black-legged tick), 1366 nucleotides long. RefSeq lists its product as uncharacterized. Lineage: Eukaryota; Metazoa; Arthropoda; Arachnida; Ixodida; Ixodidae. The record is from RefSeq and is a predicted model, not a curated record. The coding region runs from base 1 to 1338 and encodes 445 amino acids. The transcript is spliced from 2 exons.